Mercurialis annua (annual mercury) is the source of this 1571-nucleotide messenger RNA. Its product is annotated as wax ester synthase/diacylglycerol acyltransferase 11-like. Gene Ontology annotation, cellular component: plasma membrane. NCBI's taxonomy places the organism in Eukaryota, Viridiplantae, Streptophyta, Magnoliopsida, Malpighiales, Euphorbiaceae. The transcript is spliced from 7 exons. Gene Ontology annotation, biological process: triglyceride biosynthetic process. The coding region runs from base 9 to 1478 and encodes 489 amino acids. Gene Ontology annotation, molecular function: diacylglycerol O-acyltransferase activity; long-chain-alcohol O-fatty-acyltransferase activity. The record is from RefSeq and is a predicted model, not a curated record.
AAAUAAUAAUGGAAAGUGUUAUGAAACCAAUUAGAAUAAUGAAAAAUGGAAGAGAGGAAGAGGAUGGUGGAGAACCAUUGAGUCCAAUGUCUCGGCUAUUUCACAAGCCUGAUUCCAACUUUUACAUCAUUGCCAUGUUAGGGUUUGCUGCGCCGAUCAGCCCAGAUGUUGUCAAACUCCACAUUGCUCGCACUUUCCCUAAGCACCCUCGUUUCUCUAGUUUGCAGGUUGUGGACGAGAAAAAUGGUGGAGAGUUAAGAUGGGUUAAAACAGAAGUAAACAUAGACAACCAUGUAAUAAUUCCAAAGCUCGAUCCAAACAUGGACUCUCCGGACAAGUUUGUCGAAGACUAUGUCUCUAACCUCAGCAAAACCACAAUCAGCAUGUCCAUCCCUUUGUGGGAUUUUCAUGUCCUGGAAGUGAAAACCUCUGAAGCCGAAGCCACCGCGGUUUUACGAGUUCACCAUUCCAUCGGUGAUGGCAUAUCUCUCAUGUCUCUUUUGCUUUCUUGUUCUCGUCAAGUGUCGGAUCCCGAAUCUCUUCCGACCAUUCCAACUGCACGAAAAUCAAAUGGGAGCAAGAAAAAUAACGAGUCUUUAUUAGGGUUUCUGCGUUUCUUGUUGAUCAAGCUAGGGUUGCUGGUGCUUCUGUGUUGGAAUACUGCUGUGGAUGUGGUAAUGUUUGUGUUAACAUAUUUAUUCUUGAAUGAUACCGCAAACCCACUUAAAGCUCAAAGGCUUGGACCUUCUGCUAGGAGAUUUGUUCACACAACAUUAUCUUUUGAUGAUGUAAAGUUGGUCAAGAAUGCCAUGGCUGCAACUGUCAAUGAUGUGUUGGUUGGAGUUACACAAGCUGCUUUGUCUCGUUAUCUCAACAGGAAGUAUGCAGGUAUAGAAGAUGGAGAUACAGGUAGAGGGAAAGGUAGAGGGAAAAACAAUUUGCCAAAAAAUAUUCGUUUCAGAGCUACUUGUUUCGUCAACAUGCGACCAUUUUCAGGAAUCCAAACUUUCGAAGAAAUGAUCAAAAAAGGGUCGAAAGCGAAGUGGGGAAACUAUAUAGCUUAUCUAUUAUUCCCUUUCACCAUUGCAUUGCGAGAUAAUCCGUUAGAUUACGUACGUGAUGCUAAGCUUAAUUCCGACCGAAAGAAAGCCUCCUUGGAAGCUAAAUGCAUUUAUUUCAUGGCUAGACUUCUCCUCAAAUUUUACCCUACCAUGACCUGCGGCUUUCCAACACAAACAUCAAUUUGUUAUUCAAAUGUACCUGGUCCUCAAGAACAAAUCUCCUUCUGUGGAUAUCCACUGGCUUUUAUAGCUCCAUCUUGCUGUGGCCAACCCAAUGCAUUGUUUGUUCAUAUAGUGAGUUACGUGAACAAGAUCAAAAUAAUAUUAGCAGUUGACGAAACUAUAAUUCCUGAUCCUUACCAACUCUGUGAUGAUUUUCAAAUUUCUCUCAAGCUCAUCAAGGACGCCACACUCUGAUUGCUGAAGGCCUACUUCUGAAGUUAUCUAAAAUAAAGAUGCAUAUGUCGUAUUAGUUGCUUUUAUUAAAUACUAAAUGUAAUUUAUGUGAAA